AUAUCACUCUCCCAACGCCACACCCUGACGGGCCAAAGACAAAAGGGAUAGACGAGGAGGAAGGAAAGCUAGUAGACUGCAAGAGACGCAGGGGAGAUAGCGGCCGGUCGGCAAGAGGAUUAUGGGGGGCGCGCCAUGCAACAACGCCGAGCCGGCCCGCGGCCGGUUGCGGUGGCGGGGCCUCGACCGGGGCCGGCGCCGGAGGCUCCCGGUCGUCCGCCUCGGCGGCGGGCGCGGGCGCGGAAUCCUGCGGCGGCUCCGGCUGCGGUGGCUGACGGCGCGGUGGCUCCGGAGCGCGGCCCGCAGGCUGGCCGCGAUCUAUCUGGCGGCGCUGACGGGCCCGCCCGCGCCGCCCGGCGCGGCGUCGUCGACCUGCCCUCCGUGGCUCGGCCUGGAGCCGUGCUUCGCCACGCCCUUCGUGGCCAGCACCAGGCCGUGCUGGUGAGUCGCCGCCGCCGGGAAAGAAGGGCUUCAGGCUGCGCCCGCGGCGGCGCAGCUCGAUCGGUCCUAGCUGGCGUCGCGCGCAGCAUCAGCACGCAGGUGACUAGGAGACACCAACAGACGUGAAGCUUUGGUGCAACAACCGGUGAAGAGACCGGAGACUGGGGCACUGGUCAGAUGCAUGCACAGAAGAGUACUUUUCUUUUUCCUGCUUGUUAUUGUUCUUCUUUUGUAAGCAAAGAAAUAUAGUAAUUUAUAAUUUCUUCACAUCGAAUUUCCAUUCUGUCCACCACAAAUAUAAUCUGUGGGUUGAUUCAAAUUGAAUGUUUGCUAGGUU
Messenger RNA from Setaria italica (foxtail millet), 778 nucleotides. RefSeq lists its product as uncharacterized. Bases 122 to 445 code for a protein of 107 amino acids. NCBI's taxonomy places the organism in Eukaryota, Viridiplantae, Streptophyta, Magnoliopsida, Poales, Poaceae. The transcript has a single exon. The record is from RefSeq and is a predicted model, not a curated record.